Molecule: messenger RNA, 1257 nt
Organism: Capronia coronata CBS 617.96
Lineage: Eukaryota; Fungi; Ascomycota; Eurotiomycetes; Chaetothyriales; Herpotrichiellaceae
Exons: 1
Coding region: 1-1257 (418 amino acids)
Cellular component (GO): mitochondrial matrix
Molecular function (GO): protein binding
Source: RefSeq, a predicted model, not a curated record
AUGACCCCGAAGCCCAGAUUGCAUCCAUUCCGACCGUAUCUAUGCCCCAGCUGUCAAACCCGACCUCGAGCCCAAUUCCAACCGCGGCGGCGGACCUUUGCAACCUCCCCGCGCAUCCAUGCCGCCGCCAGUACACCCGCUUCGAGUCAGGCAAAAUAUGUGCAACUCACGAACCGUACUCUCCUUCGACUUGCCGGGCCCGAUGCCGCAAUAUUCCUACAUAAUCUCAUUCCGGCGAAGAUCCUAGACACCGGAAACACGAGGCCUAUCUACACCGCAUUCCUGUCAGCGCAUGGCCGCAUCCUCAAUGAUGUAUUCAUAUACCCUCCCGCCAAGGGCACUAAUGGCGAAGAGUGGUUCAUCGAGGCCGACUCGCAGAGCGCAGGCGAUCUCCUCAAGCACUUGCGCAAGCAUAAACUGAGGUCAAAGUUCAAGCUGGAAAAGGUAGACCCGGAGAAAGUAGGGUUAUACUACGCAUGGCCCGGGGAAGGCGAUGGAGAGGGGGACGUUUUGGGCGAUUCAGAGAACACUAGGCGGAUAGGAGGACAAGACCCUCGGCCGGGAAUGGGCUCACGAUGGCUGGACUAUACAGGCUCCAAUGCUGAACUAGCACACCGGCUCGAAGAUCGUGGACUACAGCAGGCGACUCUGCAAGACUACACGGUUCAUCGCAUGCUGAAUGGGUUGGCGGAAGGACAGACGGAAUUGCCGGCCGCGGCCUCGUUGCCGCAGGAGAGCAAUAUCGACUUUUUUGGUGGGAUCGAUUUCUUCAAGGGCUGCUAUGUUGGCCAGGAACUCACCAUCCGCACGCAUCACACCGGCGUGGUUCGCAAGAGGAUUUUGCCUUGUCAGUUGUACGGCCCUGGUGACGAUGCACCCUCUCAGUCUCUGCCGCAGUACGACCCGCGCGUGGAUCUCCCGGUGCCGCCUCCUCAGUCGAACAUCUCGAAGGCGCAUGCCCGAGGCCGCGGACGGAGUAGUGGGAAGUGGCUCAAUGGAGUGGGCAAUAUUGGUCUUGCGCUUUGCAGGCUUGAGAUGAUGACAGAUAUUCAAUUGACAGCGGAUCGAACAAACUAUGAUCCAAACGAGCGGUAUAAGGUGCAGUGGGAGGUCGAAGGGCAGGAUGGCCAAGAGGAGGUUAUGCUCAAGCCGUUUGUGCCGGCGUGGCUGAGGGAGGGUGUGGAGCAGAGUCUACGGCGAAAGGAGAAGAAGGCAAAGCCACGGCAGGAAGAAGACGAUUUUGAUGAGAUUGACUGA